Didymodactylos carnosus is the source of this 2907-nucleotide messenger RNA. NCBI's taxonomy places the organism in Eukaryota, Metazoa, Rotifera, Eurotatoria, Philodinida, Philodinidae. The record is from the annotation of a GenBank genome assembly.
AUGAAUUUGUCAGAUACGUCACCAGAAUCUCAACUAAUUUUCUCGACAUGUAUAAAUCGGCCACCUGAUCAACAUUUAUUAAAUGAAUCACUUCCUGCAGUUGAAUCAUAUUCAAUUUUAUUUGAUCGUGCACGUCACAAUUUUUCAGCAAGUUCUGAAAAAUCCUUUUUUGGUGAUAUUAAACAAGACCUUGAACAGUUCAAAUCACCCACAGUACCUCCAGAAACAAUCUUGGUUGACCAUAACAGCAGACAGAAUAAACUACCACCUCCACUUCUCGACAAAACGUAUACAAAAUUGACAGAUAACGAAGAAAAUGUAGUUAACAGUAUUAGUACAAUUAAUAUUGAACAAGAAAGAGAAAAUCAUUCGUUAAUUACUGCAAUAAAUGCCUUCACCGGGAAACCAUUGAGCCCAAAUCCCUGGAAAAAGUUAUCAAGGGAAGGAGGAAAUACAAAACAGCACCUAUUGAAUUUAUCAAAAACAACAAAGAAAAUUGAUGAUAAUGAGAGAACACCAAUAUCUGCUCAAAAACUAAUAAAUGUAAAAUCUAUGCGGGAGUUAUUAUAUUAUCAUUUGCCAGACAUAGACAAUGAUCUACAGUAUCAAACACUUGUAAAAGAUAAUGAUUCACCAAUUCGUACAUUCGAUGAUUUUUAUCGUAUUCCAACAACAAAAAUAAUAUCCAAUGCAUCUUCGGCUAAAUUGGUUGAGGAACAAUCUCAGCGCCGUCCUCAUUAUCAGAAAUCGCGUUCAUAUGAAAUAAUGCCAAUAGCUUCUACUUCAUUACUGAUUAAUUCUCCGCCAGUUCAAAAACAAUUAUUCACAUUUCACAGUAUCUUUUGUGACUUACAAACAACAAUGACACCGGAAUUAGAUGAAACAGAACCAAUAUGUGCUAAUGACGAGAAAGAAAUGUUUCAACCUGUUGUGUUUGACAAUAACGAUUCGUCAGCAUCGUUUGCAAAACCAGAGCCAACAACGCCGAUUUCAAUUCCUUCUAACAUUGACUCAUAUCAAGAACCAAAAGCUAUGUUUUAUCUUGAUGAACCAACAUCCCAACCAAAUUCUCCUUCAACUCAUUGGUCUACAUUACAUUCUUAUAUUCAACGUUUUCGACAUUUACAUCACCAUCAUCAUGCACACAGUUUACACUCUCAUCCUCCUACUACUCGUCUAUUAUCAUCAAAGCAAACUUCGAUGAAUGAAUUUGAAAGUAGUACCCAUCACAGACGGCAACAAUUUCAACAACGCAGUAGUGUUUCAUUAGGCGACCGACCCCGCACACAUCAUCGAUUUUUGAAACGUUCAGAGACAAAUAUUGCUGGCAAACAUGGUUAUUUUGGUGCUAUUAAUGAAAUGAACGAAUUUAAGGCAGUUUCAUCUGCUGAAGAUUUUCCAGAAUUAGUGCCGUCUGUCGGACAACAACUGCGCACAUUAAAAAAACACCGAAAACCACAUAGUUCGCUUGCGUCUUUUUUUCAUAAUUUUCAUCAUUCUCAUACUCACCAGUUAGAAGAUCAUGAAAAAUCAUUGAAUCAUUUAUGGCCUGCAACGUCUCCAAGUCAAAAGUCGAAUUCAACAGUGUCAAAAUCUACUGGAUCUUUGUCCGAUACACCUCUCGAUUUACAUCAACAACAAUCGACAGUUAUUUAUAAAACCCCACCAAACUGUAAAUCACCUCCAUUAUUUUCAAAAUUUAUCUCACAUCACCAUGAUGCACAUAGCAACAAUAAUCUUAGUCAUCAUAAACAUCGCAUUAGAAAUAUAAUGAAACGUUUACAUCAUAAAACAAGUCAACCAACAUGUGAUGAUUCAACAGAUGCGCGAACAAACAUGCAAUUUAAUUGUUCGUCUUCAUCUUCCUUAAUUAAGCAUAUGAAAUCUCAACAACAACAUAAAAAUCAAACUCAAAUUAAACAAGAUUCUUUUUCUACAAAAUCAAAUAAAAAUCCAGUCAUUAUGAAGCGUGUACAUACUUGGCAUUCUUCUGAUGAUUUCAUUCAUGAUUCAACUGAUAGUAGUAUUGAACAAACAUAUUCAUCCUUUCCAACUAUAUGUGCAGAAGUUGAUUAUCUACCAUCAUCAGGCCAAAAUACUAAUGAUCUAAAGAAAAAAACGAAAACAACAUCACGAAACUCAAUUCAUACAUGGCGAAAAUUGGAAGAUGUUUAUACAUCGGAGGAAACUGAUAAUGAUAACGAUGAUGUUGAAAUUACUAAAUUGAAAAUGAGUGAGAAUAGAGUUGAACGAAAAAAUAGCAAUCUGUGUCUAGAUGAUAUUUACACAUCCGAUGUGAGUGAUCUUUCAUCAUCACCCAUCUCUUUAUCGGAUACAUCGAGUGGAUCAUACUUAUCAGCAUCGACAUUCGAAAAUCCCAUCAUAAGACAAAGUAACAUGCUUGCAAUACCCAAGCGUGAUUUUUUAGAAUCAUUAUCAGAUAGUGUACCAAAUCGUGAAAAGCAUCCAGAUGCAUUACAAUACUGUUCAAAUUUCAAGAAGAAAAGAAACGAUUUAGCACAAAAAUUAUUUGACAUAUUCGAUCGAGAUGUAUUCUCAUCAAAGUUUUUAAAAUCAGAGAAAGUUAAAGUACAAUGGAGUUCUCGCUUAACAGCGACAGCCGGUCAUUGUGCAACAAAAAAUUUAACCAAAGACGUGCUUAUCACAUUAUCAGAAAAAGUAUGUGACACACCGGAACGUUGUCGAGAUACAUUAAUUCACGAAUUAUGCCAUGCAGCAGUGUUUUUAAUCGACAAUGUUUUUGUUCAUAAUCAUGGUCUUUUGUGGCAAAAUUGGACAAAACUAGUUGCGCAAAUCUAUCCCAGACUACCAAAGAUUAAAGUGACACAUACGUAUAAAGUAUUCUAUAAAUAUGUUUAUCGUUGUACAAACUGUAACUAUGAGUAA